Messenger RNA from Coprinopsis cinerea okayama7#130, 1458 nucleotides. RefSeq names its product preprocarboxypeptidase A2. The record is from RefSeq and is a predicted model, not a curated record. Lineage: Eukaryota; Fungi; Basidiomycota; Agaricomycetes; Agaricales; Psathyrellaceae. Gene Ontology annotation, biological process: proteolysis. The coding region runs from base 1 to 1458 and encodes 485 amino acids. Gene Ontology annotation, molecular function: metallocarboxypeptidase activity; zinc ion binding. The transcript has 6 exons.
AUGGCCAAAGCUUGGAUAUCGUUUUUUGCAUUCUUCUGUGCUGUCGUAGCCGCAGAGCAACAAACCCUUGCACCCACAAGCGCCCAUGGAAUUCUAAGAAGGUUCAACUCGACAGCGAACGGCUUCCGGGAGACCGUUCUGGAGAUUGCUCAGAACCAUGAUUUGGACGUCUGGCAUGUCGGAAGAACGUACAUAGACGUCUACUCUCCUCCAGAAGCAUUGGACGUCCCUGAAGAUCUCGGCGGCAUACCCCAUACGGCCACCCUCGUCCCCCUAUCGCAUCAACUAUGGCAGGACGGGGCGGAUAGCUCGUCAAAUAUUAAGGCAUGGAACCUAACGUCGCUCACAAACUCCACCUUCCACGAAACAUACCACUCACUCUCCGGGAUUCGCAAGUUCUUGACCCAACUCGUCGAACUAAAUCCAAAUACAACCAGUUUGUCGAGGAUCGGCCUGUCUGCGGAGAACAGAGACAUUCUUGCUCUCAGUAUCGUCAAACCAAGUGGAUACGCGGAGGGCGAGCCUCAAGAAGGUGUCUCCAAGAAGGGAGGGAAGAAGAAAAUGCCUCGCCCGGCGGAAAAGCUUGAUUUUGUCAUUAUUGGAGCCCAGCACGCUCGAGAGUGGAUCGCUACGGCCACUUCCCUUUACCUUGCACAUGCAUUGACGAUCGACCAAACUUUGGACGAACCGCAUGGCCUCUCGUCUUUGCUGGACGCCUUCAACUUCCACAUUAUCCCUGUACCAAACCCGGACGGUUAUCACUACACCUGGAAGAAGGACAGGUACUGGUAUAAGAACCGACAAAUCGUAGCCCCUCAUUCCAAAUGCGUAGGAGUGGAUAUGAAUCGGAAUUGGGGAUAUAAAUGGAAAGCAGAAGAGGUUCCUGGCAAUCCUGCUGAACCUGCGGAUCCCUGUUCGCAUUGGUAUCCGGGAAGUCGAGCCUUCGAAUCUCCCGAAGUGAACAGCAUCGCCAACUUCAUCAGCACUCUUCACAAUCCCGUCGCCUUCGUCGACCUUCGAAGCUAUGGUCAAAUGAUAUCCACUCCAUAUUCUUAUACCUGCAAACGAUUCCCCAAGGAUGGUGAAGACCAGGCCGAGGCGGCAUUUGGUGCUGCACGUGCUAUGAAGGACGUCCACGAUGAGCCUUUCCAGGUGGGUUCUUUCAAAUCCCUGUCGAUCUUCAAUGCAGUUAUUGACAAUGUCGUCAAGGUGGGCAGGUUGUGCGAAAACCUGUAUAAAGCGCCUGGAAACAUCAUCGACUGGAUGUACCAAAGAGCGUACAUCAAGUAUUCCUAUGUGGUGCACCUGCGCGAUACUGGCACUGUUAUAUUUACUGAGCUGUUGGGAAAGUGGGGUUUCUCACUACCCGCCAAAUGGAUCAAACCUGUCGGGGAGGAAACCUCGUCCAUGAUCGAAUAUCUUGCCAAAUUCAUCGUCUCGCACCGCAAAGUUACCUGA